GCUCGGCCGAAAUAGCUGCAGCGUGGUGUAUAUAGCGAUCCUUGUCAUCGAAUAGAUUCUUUGAUGGCCCCCAAGGAGUCUAUACUAUUUUCUGAAAGCCCAUCAUGUCGAUGAAAGCAGUCGUUUUCCGUGGCCCGUACGAUGUUGGCGUCGAGACGAGGCCCAGGCCUACGAUUCGGGAUCCAACGGAUGCUAUAAUCCGCGUCAGGCUUGCUGGAAUAUGUGGGAGUGAAUUACACAUGUACCGAGGCGUCCAGAAGACUGCGGCUGGUCACAUUAUGGGCCAUGAGUUCAUAGGAGUCAUCGAGGAGAUAGGAUCCGACGUAAGCAGGUUCGCCGUUGGUGACGAAGUUGUCUCCUUAUUCUCUCCCGUCUGUCUAAAAUGCUGGUACUGCAAGCAAGGCCUCACCAACAGAUGCAUCGAAGGAGUCGCAUUUGGCACGCAGAAGCUCGAUGGCGGACAGGCCGAGUUUGUCAGAGUGCCCUUUGCAGAUGGCACCCUCCACCUUGUUCCUCCAGAGCUGGACGAGUCUCUCCUCAUCAUGAUGUGUGACAUCUUUCCAACAGGGUAUUACGGAGCGUCUCGUGCUGUGGAGGGCUUGCUCACCCAGCACCAGUCGCCGCUGACCAGCCUCCGUGAUUCCCGUCCUGUCAAGGUAAGCUUGAAAGGUCAGAAUGGCUAUACAAAUGGCACAAAUGGCCUCACCAACGGUCAGACGAAUCAUAUCACAAACGGAGAUGCGCCCUUUGAUCCAUUAGGGUCAUCGGUGGUGGUCUGUCUCGGCUGUGGCCCUGUUGGGAUUUGUGCCAUCACCACAGCCCUAUCAAAAGACAUCAAGACGGUCUUGGCAGUCGACAGCGUGGAGGACCGUCUUGCCGAAGCAGCUCAAGUCGGAGCAAUUCCUCUGAAUCUCUCGAGGCAUAACAUUCUGGAAGAAGUCAUGUCUCGGACUCAGGGACGCGGAGCAGAUGCCGUAAUCGAAGUAGUGGGCAAUCCGGCCGCUCUCAAAUCUGCUUUUGAGCUGCUACGUCCGUGUGGAAUAUUAUCUUCAGUUGGCUUUCAUCAGGACGAACUACCAUUUACAGGCCUGGAAUGCUAUCUGAAGAAUAUUACGAUGAACUUUGGCCGAGUUCCGGUGGGAACCGUCUUUACGGAUGCCCUUGAAUGUCUAAAGCAAAACCAAGGAGCACUGAAGAAUUAUGUUACGCAUGAACUAUCACUAGACGAAGCAGCUACCGGCUUCGACUUGUUUGAGAAGAGGGUGGCCAGAAAGGUGGUGCUUCGAGUUUAGCGAGCUACUGCAAAUGAGAGCCGGCCUGAAUAUACAAGAAUUUGAUUGAC
This is a messenger RNA of Trichoderma atroviride IMI 206040, 1342 nucleotides long. RefSeq lists its product as uncharacterized. The record is from RefSeq and is a predicted model, not a curated record. Lineage: Eukaryota; Fungi; Ascomycota; Sordariomycetes; Hypocreales; Hypocreaceae. Gene Ontology annotation, molecular function: oxidoreductase activity; zinc ion binding.